Messenger RNA from Rattus norvegicus (Norway rat), 1483 nucleotides. It is a transcript of the gene Neurog3, whose product is annotated as neurogenin 3. NCBI's taxonomy places the organism in Eukaryota, Metazoa, Chordata, Mammalia, Rodentia, Muridae. Gene Ontology annotation, cellular component: nucleus. Gene Ontology annotation, biological process: animal gross anatomical part developmental process; enteroendocrine cell differentiation; transdifferentiation. The record is from RefSeq and is marked validated. Gene Ontology annotation, molecular function: DNA-binding transcription factor activity; chromatin DNA binding; RNA polymerase II cis-regulatory region sequence-specific DNA binding. The transcript has a single exon. Bases 451 to 1095 code for a protein of 214 amino acids.
CGCGUGGCGCAGUCCCUGGGCCCCCGUUGCUGAUUGGCCCGUGGCACAGGCAGCAGCCCGGCAGGCACGCUCCUGGUCCGGGCAGAGCAGAUAAAGCGUGCCAGGGGACACACGAUUAGCAGCUCAGAAAUCCCUCUGGGUCUCACCACUGCACAGAGGCCGAGGACCCCCUCCGAGCUUCUUUGCUGCCUCCAGACGCAAUUUACUCCAGGCGAGGGCGCCUGCAGCUCAGCAAAACUUCGAAGCGAGCAGAGGGGUUCAGCUAUCCACCGCUGCUUGACUCUGACCAACCCGCAGCUCUCUGUUCUUUUGAGCCCGGAGAACUAGGUAACAUUUAGGAACCUCCAAAGGGUAGAAGAGGGGAGUGGGUGGGCGUACUCUAGUCCCGCGUGGAGUGACCUCUAAGUCAGAGACUGUCACACCCCCCUUCCAUUUUUUCCCAACCUCAGGAUGGCGCCUCAUCCCUUGGAUGCGCCCACCAUCCAAGUGUCCCAAGAGACCCAGCAACCCUUUCCCGGAGCCUCGGACCACGAAGUGCUCAGUUCCAAUUCCACCCCACCUAGCCCCACUCUCGUACCGAGGGACUGCUCCGAAGCAGAAGCAGGUGACUGCCGAGGGACAUCGAGGAAGCUCCGUGCGCGGCGCGGAGGGCGCAACAGGCCCAAGAGCGAGUUGGCACUGAGCAAGCAGCGACGAAGCCGGCGCAAGAAGGCCAACGACCGGGAGCGCAACCGCAUGCACAACCUUAACUCCGCGCUGGAUGCGCUGCGCGGUGUCCUGCCCACCUUCCCGGAUGACGCCAAACUUACAAAGAUCGAGACCCUGCGCUUCGCCCACAACUACAUUUGGGCACUGACUCAGACGCUGCGCAUAGCGGACCACAGCUUCUACGGCCCCGAGCCCCCUGUGCCCUGUGGGGAGCUGGGAAGCCCGGGAGGGGGCUCCAGCGGCGACUGGGGCUCUAUCUACUCCCCAGUUUCCCAAGCUGGUAGCCUGAGCCCCACAGCCUCAUUGGAGGAGUUCCCUGGCCUGCAGGUGCCCAGCUCCCCAUCCUGUCUGCUCCCGGGCACCCUGGUGUUCUCAGACUUCUUGUGAAGGGCCCAAACAGGCCCUGGGCGGUGGGCGCUGGCAGAAAGGGAGGGAGUCAGAGCUGUCUGAAAUGGAAGGUAGUGGAGGCACUCGAGCAUCUCGCCCCUUCUGGCUUUCAUUAGUCAGGUCCCUGAUUUAACCAGGAUUCGCACAGUUCCUUGCUGCUGUGCGUGCACAAAGGACAUUGCAGGCUGAUCUCCUCUUAACCCUCCUCAGUGUGGCCACCUCAAACUCCCGCUCCAAGCAGAGGAGAGCCGUAGCACUAAAUAGUUGGGAGACUCCCAUACUUCCUGGUGACUCCGCCCUCUUUCAAAUCUGCGGGCCUCCAACCACCGCUUUCUCCAGAGUGACCUAAUCCAGUGUUGCGUCUUACCUCACUGGCUCUUGUUCCAUA